Molecule: messenger RNA, 2082 nt
Organism: Rodentolepis nana
Lineage: Eukaryota; Metazoa; Platyhelminthes; Cestoda; Cyclophyllidea; Hymenolepididae
Source: the annotation of a GenBank genome assembly
AUGAGUGAUUCAAAGGCAUACUUCCCCCCAGAAGGUCUGGCGAGUGAAGCUCACAUUAAUUCCAUAGAAACAUACAAUGAAUGGCAUAAAAGAUCCAUUAAGCAACCUGCUGAGUUCUGGACGAAUAUAUCCUCCCAAUUUUAUUGGGAAGUUAAACCAACGGCCGAAAAUGCUCUUUCUUACAAUUUCGAUCUAAAGAAAGGACACAUUUUUAUCCGUUGGUUUUCUGGCGGAAAGACUAAUUUGUGUUAUAAUUGUCUUGAUCGUCACGUUAAGAAUGGUCUGGGAUCUAAAGUCGCUUUUCAUUGGGAGGGAAAUGAUCCUAAUGAUAGAAAAUCAAUUACUUACCAAGAAUUACUAAAUGAGGUUAUAUCUUUUGCUUCUACACUACGCCGUAUGGGUGUCAAUAAGGGAGACCGUGUUGGCAUCUACAUGCCGUUGGUCAUUGAACAAGUUGUUGCUGUUCUCGCAUGCGCUCGCAUCGGUGCAAUUCAUUCCGUUGUCUUUGCUGGCUUUUCGGCUGAGUCACUAUCGGAACGUUUGAUAGCUGCAGGUUCCCGUGUUUUGGUCACUUGUGAUGGUGCUUGGCGUGGAACAAAGCUUAUCGACCUCAUGAAGGUUGCUAAUGAAGCUAUGGAUAUCUGUGAAUUUAAGGGACAACCCAUUGAACACUGCAUUGUUCUUCGUCAUUUGACCCCUGACCCAAGGCCUGGAGCUCCUGUUCCAGCUUCAGAUUCCCCUGGUAUUCGUCCUGUCCAAGACUUCACUGUUCGAAUGCGAACCGACCGCGACGUUUGGUGGGAUAAGGCUGUUCCCGCAGUUGAGACCGAUUGUCCCGUUGAAUGGAUGGAGGCAGAAGAUGGCCUCUUUAUCCUCUACUCCUCCGGUAGCACUGGACGUCCUAAAGGUCUUCUCCAUACUACCGGCGGCUAUAUGGUGUAUGCUGCUACAACCGCCAAAUACGUUUUUGACCUCCAUCCCGAUGAUAUCUACUGGUGCACUGCGGACAUUGGGUGGAUUACUGGCCAUACCUACCUAAUAUACGGUCCUCUUCUAAAUGGUGUGACGAGUGUGAUGUUCGAAGGUCUCCCCACAUGGCCCGAUUAUGGUCGCUACUGGUCCAUUAUAGAGCAAUACCGAGUCACCAAAUUCUACACAGCCCCCACCGUCAUCCGAAUGCUCAUCGGUGCUGGCGAUGAAUAUGUUAAGAAGUACGACAGAUCCAGUCUUAAGGUCCUCGGUAGUGUUGGUGAGCCAAUAAAUCCAUCUGCAUGGACCUGGUACUACGAAGUUGUUGGCAACGGCCGAUGCGCCAUUGUGGACACUUUCUGGCAGACUGAAACUGGAGGUCACAUGAUUACUACCCUUCCAGGCGCGGUUCCUAUGCGUCCGGGUUGUGCAGGCCGUCCCUUCUUCGGUGUCGACGCACGCAUAAUCAGCAAUGACAAUGAAAACCGAGUUGACGAUGUGACAGCAGUAAAGAAGAUGUCCGGCGAUAAGGCUGUGGAAGAGGGAUACCUCGUUUUCGCAGCCCCAUGGCCGGGUAUUGCUCGUACUAUCUAUGGAGAUCACAAGAGAUAUGAAGAUGUAUAUUUCCAAAGAUUUCCUGGCUAUUUUAUGAGCGGUGAUGGAGCCAUUAAAGACAGUGAGGAGAACUUCUGGAUAACAGGACGCAUGGAUGAUAUGCUGAACAUGAGCGGCCACUUGUUGAGCACAGCUGAGGUGGAAUCCGCUCUAGUUUCCCAUCCAGCCGUUGCGGAGGCCGCUGCCGUUGCUAGGUACCACAAGGUCAAAGGAGAGUGUUUACAUUGCUUUGUCACCUUGAAAGACGGCUAUCCUCAGAUCAUCACUCCAGAGUUGCAUAAGGAGCUUGUCAACCUCGUCAGAACCAGAAUCGCGCCGUUUGCUGCACCAGAUUACAUCCAGGCUUGCCCUGCUCUACCGAAGACUCGUAGUGGUAAGAUAAUUCGUAGAAUUCUGCGCAAGAUCGCCAACGGAGAACGUGAUUUUGGAGAUACUUCAACUCUGGCUGAUCCAAGCUGUUUGGAUUUUCUCUGCGCAGAGGUUGAGAAGACUCGUUAG